Notothenia coriiceps (black rockcod) is the source of this 875-nucleotide messenger RNA. Its product is annotated as phospholipid-transporting ATPase IC-like. The record is from RefSeq and is a predicted model, not a curated record. Gene Ontology annotation, biological process: Golgi organization; phospholipid translocation. Bases 48 to 848 code for a protein of 266 amino acids. The transcript has 5 exons. Gene Ontology annotation, cellular component: plasma membrane; trans-Golgi network. Lineage: Eukaryota; Metazoa; Chordata; Actinopteri; Perciformes; Nototheniidae. Gene Ontology annotation, molecular function: ATPase-coupled intramembrane lipid carrier activity.
UCCCUCCAGCUGCAGACAUCGGUGUGGGUAUCAGCGGUCAGGAGGGGAUGCAGGCUGUCAUGUCCAGCGACUACGCCUUCGCUCAGUUCCGUUACCUGGAGCGCCUCCUGCUGGUGCACGGGCGCUGGUCCUACAUCCGAAUGUGCAAGUUCCUGCGUUACUUCUUCUUCAAGAACUUCGCCUUCACACUGGUUCACUUCUGGUACUCCUUCUUCAACGGAUACUCUGCAAUGGUCACCUAUGAAGACUGGUUCAUCACUCUCUACAAUCUCUGUUACAGCAGCUUACCUGUUCUACUAGUUGGACUUCUUGACCAGGACGUUAACGACAAAAUAAGCCUGAAAUUCCCACAACUCUAUUUACCCGGACAGCUGGGAACGUUGUUCAACUACAAGAACUUCUUCAUCAGCUUGUUCCACGGUAUCUUUGUCUCGCUCAUCAUCUUCUUCAUCCCCUACGGAGCCUUCCUUCAGACCAUGGGGCAGGACGGAGAAGCCCCCUCCGACUACCAGUCCUUCGCCGUAGUCACCGCCUCCUCGCUCAUUUUUGUCGUCAACCUGCAGAUCUCCUUGGAGACUUCCUAUUGGACCUUUGUUAACUGCUUUGCCGUUUUGGGCAGUAUAGCUAUUUACUUCGGCAUCAUGUUCGACAUCCACAGUGCUGGGAUCCACGUCAUCUUCCCCGCACCGUUCACCUUCACUGGUGCGGCGUCGAAUGCUCUGCGGCAGCCCUACCUGUGGUUAACAAUCAUCCUGACUGUGGGCGUCAGCCUGCUGCCCGUUAUCUGCAUCCAGUUCCUCCAUAAAACCAUCUGGCCCUCGAUAGGAGAUAAGGUGAGACCUCCAUGACUCAACCUGAUGCUUGGCCUGUCUUAA